Messenger RNA from Paramuricea clavata, 2898 nucleotides. Lineage: Eukaryota; Metazoa; Cnidaria; Anthozoa; Malacalcyonacea; Plexauridae. The record is from the annotation of a GenBank genome assembly.
AUGACAAGAGUUACAUUUGGAGUUACUGCCUCACCAUUUCUGUUAGCAGCUACCUUGCAAUAUCAUAUUGCAAAGUACUACUCUAUUGAACCCAAAAUUGUAGACAACCUGCUUCGAUCGUUUUAUGUUGAUGACCUCGCCUCGGGUGAAGAUUCUUAUCAGAAAACAUAUGAACUGUACGAAAGGGCAAAAUCUAUUCUACAAGAAGGGGGAUUUACCUUACGUAAGUGGGCGACAAAUAAUUCAGACUUGCGUAGCAAAAUUAAUCAAGACGUCGGCAAGGAUGAUACAAAUUCGAAUACGAACGAAGAUGAAUCCACCUACGCCAAAGCAACACUCGGUUCAUCAUCCAAGACUGCUGUUAAAGAAACUGAACAAAAGGUGUUAGGGUUGCUGUGGAACCCUGACAUGGAUGUAUUUAUCAUCAGAUUCCAAGAUUUAAUCAAGGCUGCAGAAUCGCUUCCUGCAACCAAGCGAAGUAUUCUGAAGAUUGUUGCGAGUGUGUAUGAUCCAAUGGGAUUUAUAUCGCCGGUCAUACUUCCUAUGAAGAUGCUCUUUCAACAACUGUGUAUUGAAAAGGGCGAUUGGGAUGCUCCAUUGACAUCACAAUGUGAACGAAAGUGGCAGGGCUGGAUAACCGAGUUAAGAAAGAUCCCUGAGAUAAAGAUCAAUAGAUGCUGCAUAGAGAAGAACAUUUGUAAGGUAGAAUUACACGGAUUUUCGGAUGCCAGUAAGGGAGCAUUUGCCGCUGUUACUUACUUAAGAAUCGAAUCUAAAGAAUCAGUAAAGUUAACCUUAAUCGCCGCCAAGACAAGAGUAGCACCGUUGAAACAACAAAGUUUACCGAGAUUAGAGCUUCUUGGAGCAUUAUGUCUUGCAAGACUUGUAUCAGCUGUGCGGAAAGCCAUUGAGCCUGUCAUCCCUAUCAGUGCGAUCUACUAUUGGACUGAUUCAAUUACCACGUUGUAUUGGAUACAGGGAACUAGCAAAGAGUUUAAGCAAUUCGUAGAGAACAGAUUAUCGGAAAUCAGAGAAUUGAGUGGCGUAGAGUGCUGGCGACAUGUACCUGGGAAGUGCAACCCUGCAGAUCUACCAUCUCGAGGUGUUCGGUUGGAAGAUUUAGCUGAUAAUAGUUUAUGGUGGAAUGGUCCAACUUGGCUUCACGAAUCUGAAGAACAUUGGCCUCAAUUCAAGAAUGCAGAGCCUGACGAAGCAGCGGAGAAAGAAAUGAAGUUGAGCGAAAGAUCGUUAGCGACAUCGGACGGUUCUACACACGUGUCAGUAACUCAAGUUCAGAACAGGCGUAUAAAUCUAGAACUAUUAAUCGAUCCAAAAAGAUACAGUUCUUCAUUGAAAUUAUAUCGGGUUACAGCCCUGGUAGUAAGAUUUGUGAAAAUACUCAAACACAAUUGCACGGCGGCAGAUAGUCGACAGCGGAAACGUAUCACAACUGACGAGAUAAAGGAGGCGGAAGUGCUAUGGUUCCAAACCGUUCAGAGAACCAUUAUCGAUGGUAGGAAAUUCUCACAAGUGCAAAGGUCUCUAGGACUUUACAGCGACGAUUCAAAGCUUCUACGUUGUAAAGGAAGAAUAUCUCAAGCGGACAUACCGACCGAAACGAAGAAUCCGAUUAUUCUACCGAACUACCAUCAUUUAACUUCGAUUAUCAUUCGUGAGUGUCAUGAACGAGUGCUUCAUAAUGGGGUGCAAGACACCUUAUGCUGUUUAAGAGAACGAUUCUGGAUUGUCAAAGGUAGACAAACAGUUAAACGUGUGAUUGGGAAGUGCGUAACUUGUCGUAAAUUCGAAGGAAAGGCUUAUACACCGCCAACUCAAGCAGACCUUCCCAAAUUCCGUGUUACUCAAGAUUUUCCAUUUAGUCACGUUGGGGUAGAUUUCGCGGGACCAAUUUACGUAAAAUCGGUUGCUAAAGGGCAAACCGAAAUGACCAAAGCGUAUAUUGCACUUUAUACAUGUGCAAGUACUCGAGCAGUCCAUCUGGAAUUGGUUCCAAACCUGACAGCUGAUGCGUUUAUUCGAUCAUUUAGGAGAUUCAUUAGUCGAAGAGGUAUUCCAAAGUUGAUAUUAUCGGACAAUGCUAAAACAUUUAAAUCCUCAAGCAAUAAAUUGUCAGCAUUACUCGAUUUACCGGAAGUCCAAGAAUUGUUACAGUCCAGACGAGUUGAAUGGAAAUUCAUAGUCGAAAAGGCCCCUUGGUGGGGUGGGUUCUGGGAGCGAAUGGUCAAGUCGUCGAAGCGGUGUUUAAAGAAAACAUUAAAGAAUGCGAGAUUAAGUUACGAUGAACUUAAUACAGUUCUUACGGAAGUAGAAAGUGUACUAAACUCAAGACCUCUGACGUAUGUUGAAUCUGGCGAAAUGGAAGAAGCUUUAACACCUUCUCAUUUAUUAAUGGGAAGACGUUCAAUUUUGAUGUCAAAUUCGAGGUGUGAAAGAGAAACGGUAGACAUGUCUGGAACGGAGUUAACAAAAAGAGCGAAGUAUCUAUGUAGGUUAACUGACAGUUUCUGGAAAAAAUGGCAUAAGGAAUAUCUUCUGAGUCUUAGGGAACAACAUCGUAGCUCGUUGAGCGUGACGAAAGAAACAUAUAUCAACAUUGGUGAUGUAGUUAGUGUGCAUGACGAGAACAGAUCUCGAGCAAAGUGGCGUUUGGCAAGAGUUCAUGAGCUAAUACGUAGUACAGAUGGGAAAAUACGCGCUGCUAUUAUUAGAAUUGCGGGGGACAGCAAGAAAUCAACGUACAUACGGCGCCCCGUUCAGAAACUGUUUCCAUUGGAGCUUAGGAACGAACAUACCCAACAGGAUGAAAAGGAGGAUCGUAGAUCAAGAAGAAAGGCAGCAAUUGUCGGAGAAAUAAAGAGACGUUGUGUUGACAAAUAA